AAGAAUAGAAAGUAAAUGAAAGGGCUUGUUUGCAGCUUCUCCUGCUCAUAUGUGUUCUAGCUGCUCCCAGAGUCCCUGCAGUGCUAUUGCACAGAGUGCUGUUCUGACUUGCAUAAAAGGAAAAUGAGGAAGCUCAAAUAAAAACGUGCUAGAAGUUAUUAAUUUCUCGGUGUCAUAGAAUGGAAAGAGUCACUGUGUCACCUAAAAUUCUAGAGUGGUUGUGAUCAAGUAUGUCACUUGUAUUCGGUCACUACUCAAUACUAAGUAUAGAGAGAGCUGUCCUGAAUACAUUUGGAAAGUCACUGUCAAGUAGUGAUGAUGCUUUCUCAAGAAGCUUUCUGAAGAAGCUAGAUUCUCUGAGAGGGAACAAAAACUCCCUCCUUCAAUAAUGCUUUCUGAUACCUAGAAGAUCACUGUAAAAUAGAAAUGAAUAGCAUAUUUCCCCAUUUUGAUAGGAAAAUAAAUAAUUGCAAUAAGAUAAAUUCUGCUUUGUUCUGGCUAAUGCCUAAUUAGGGAUAACAUACAGCUGGGGAGCAUGAAGUCUUUGUCACUUUGGAUUUUAAUAACUGUUGUAAUUGGCACCUGUCAGGUGGAUCUGAUCAUGCUGUGGGGCAGGAGGAAGAGAAGCCCCUGGAGUCCUUGCAGUUAGUUUUUCUGUGAUUCUGUGAUUACCAGGUUUGUGAUCUCUUUGCAGUUGUUCACUCAACCUAUUUCUGAAGUAGAAUUCUGUGAUGAUUUAAAAGCACAGACACAAGUGAGGACAUUAGAGAGAAAAGUGCUCAUAAAUUUAAAGAGAUUAAGAGAAUUAUAGCCAUUUUGAUAACUGUAAGAAAUACAGUGAGAUUGUAAGAACAGUGUUGAAGUAGUUUAGCCUGCACUUAGGUGCCAGAAUGUCUGUGCAUAAGCUUUGCAGUCAUUAUUUCUUUUUGCUGUCCACAGCUAAUGCUUACAAAGUCCAGCUGUGACAAAAUUCUCUCCUUUGUUUAAUGACAUCUAGACAAAUUCCUGGAAGGAGAUGAAUUUGAAUGUGAAUUUAACAUCUGUUGAAGAUGAGGAAAAGAGUCAGUCAGCCUAAAACAUGGAGUAGUUUUAUAGGCAAAAUUAAAAGCACCUAGGGGACUGCAGUUCUCAUCUGCUUCUCGGUGUGCAGGUAUUUCUGAAGAGAGGUGUGUGAUUGUCAGCAGUACGUGUCUGGAUCAGGACUCACCUUGUUACACUACAGCUGGGCUUUGUAAGUGCUCACCUUUCCCAUGACACACUGCUGUAUGCUUUCAGCCAAACAAAAUGGUGUAGACAAGUGUGAAUGUCUGCAAUAGAACAGGCACAUUUGAAGCCUUUUUGUUACAGAAAGGAAUAGAAGAAUCCUUUAUAUUUUGCUUAGUCUAUGGACUAGUCUUCUUCCAUCUCACUCCACCUCCUGUUGCUUUCAGUCCUUCUGUCUUCCUCAACAGAAAAAAAAUCACUCUGAUAAAUAUUCCUGGACUUGUUAAGGAUGACAGGAGUCAUGAAGAAAAGCGUGAGAAUGCUUAGGGUCGACAUGGUCUUCUCACAGCCCUGUGCAUUGUCAUAAGGAUUUAAAUUGCAUUGUUUUUUUUGUGUUUGUAAAUGUUACUGAUUGCUGUGAAUAUGACAGGUCUUGACUGUUCUUUAGAAUAGCAUGGAAAAGAUUUCCUGAUUUCCUAUGAGCUAAGAGACCCUUCCUAGCGAUUCUGAUGGCCCCACAGGCCAUGCUACUAGAGAAACAAAGCAGAAGAGAGAGCAUCUCAAAUGCUUUUGUAUUCCCUGUAGGGAAAUAUUUCCAAGAGAGGGUUAAAAACAUGGUGAAGUAAUAAGACCUGUCAAAGACCUGUCAUGCAGGAGCAGGUAGGGUCUUCAAAUACCUGCACUCCACAGAUGGGCUGGGUGUCCUGUGGAACUUGAUGGAUGAAGAGCAGUUGAGUUUGUUUCUACAGUUGUUUUCUGAGUAUUUAGGCAAUACCCUCCUCUGAACAGCAUGUAUGCAGAACAGACCCAAGACAAAUACCUUUUACAUACUAGCCUAUUACACUUUGUAGCUAAAAAGAUGGUCUCAACAGACAAAUCACUGCUGAGAUAAAGGAUUUAAUUAAUCUUGAGCUAAUUUUGAACAAUGCAAUGAAUACUAAGAUGCAGAAUUCAGCAAGGUGCAGAAGUUUCUGAGAGAGAAAUCAAGUCAGCAGUGCAGGAAGUCCUUAUACGUAUAUCAUAGAUCAUCCAGAUAAUUUCCUUGUCAUCAUACAACACCACUUAAAAAUAUAAUGUUUAUCAAAGAUUAGCUACAGUUUUAUUAAAGAAUUUUAUUUCUUUGUGCCUUACAGUAUACAUGCAGAAAGCAAGCUGGCAGCCUAACACCCCUUUUAUGACCUAACUCAGUAGCCCUUCAUUUCAUGUCUUGAUCUCUCAGCAGUAGUUGUAUAGAACUCUGUUUAUCACUAGGUAAAAAAGGCCUCAUCUUAGGAAAUUUGAAAACAUUUUAUGAAUCCACGAGACAACAAAUUUUGCAAGAUACUGGGAUUUUUCUGAGGGAGGUAUCAAACCUCAUUAGCAAUUCAAGUUCAAUAUUCUCAGUUUUUAACAGUAGGGAUUUUAACACUUCUUACAGUUGAGCUUUUUAAGGUAAUUUGAUAUUGCUGCCCAAGCCUAAACCAAUAUAAAUCAGAAUUAAUCUGAUUAGAAGAACCUAAAGGUCCUUUUGCUUACCAUGAAACUGCCUGCAUCUGGUUUCACUUAUUUCCUCACCUUGUAUUUCCCACUUCUUGUUUGCACUAAUGAACACAGAAGUAAUUUUUCAUCUUCUUUUAGGGACCAAAUGUUGUCAGUGUUUCUGAAAUGAAUCUAAAAGACAAUGUAGUGCAUUCCAAAAUACUUUUUUUCCCUCAAAAUAUUUUCUAGAAACAUUUCUGUCAUGAAUUCUGUUUAAUUCUUCUGUUUCAAGUUUUAUUUCAGAACAUUGUAAUUCCAUCACUCUUUCCUUGCAUCAAGUUCUAAUCCCUUAUGGCAUUACACUACUUGCUGCAUCAGUCUACUGUGAUUACAAAGCAGAAGGAUUUCUAAAUUGUGCUGAUUUUUUUUUUCCCUCUUUUCACUUCACCAAAAUAUUUCCAUCUGGUAUCAGCAAAGUUGAAAAGUUCCCAUUAUUUUUCAUGUUAUUGAAUGUUUUUGAUAAGUUUUCUUUCUCCUGCUCCUCCAGUUCUUUUGGAGCUUGGUUUAACCUUGCACUAACAGUAAUCUUGGAAUUCCAAAAACUCUGUACUUAUUUGCAUUUUGUGACUGUGAUGGAUUGUACUUUACAGUUUGAAUCUUGACAUUCUUCUAGGUUACAUCUGGAUUAUUGUAGCAGUUAAGAAAAGGCAGUUUUUGCACUUACACAUCUCCAUCUUUUCUCCUGUUAAGAAAGAGAAAAAAAGCAAACUUGAAAAUUGAUGGGAUUGGAGGAUUGUUUUCAUUCUCUCUUCCUUCCCCAACUUUUUUUUCAUCUGACUUCUCCCUACAGGAAAUUGUGGAACAGAAGUGAGAAAACAAGAAAGAUGUAAAACAAACAAACAAGCAAAAACAACGCUAGACAUGUGCAUCACACACAAAACUCUUAUUUGGAAAACUUAUAAUCUCAAAGCUAUCAGCUUUCCCUUAGAGAGAAGAAAACUGCUUUUCUAUCCAGCUCCAUUCAGAUAUGGUGAGAGAAAAAGUUUGCCUUCCCAUAGAGUGGGCCCAGGGCUGGAUCUCUGGCCAAUUAAUUGUUUCACAAUCUCUCAGGAAAUUCUCUAGGUAUCAAAGUAUGCAUGGGGUUGUCCCAUCCAAAAUACAGUGCCCUAACUGAACAGCUUCAUAUUCUUCCUUGCACGUACCAAGGAGCUGUAAGUUUGUGUGAGGAGGGAAAAAAAACCACCAUUGUAGUUGACUCUGGGUUUCUCCUGCAGAACAUUUCUAUGACUGUCAAAAAUGUUGGCUGUGCAGAGCCAGCAUUCUCCAGCAACGCUUCCACCCCAGCCAACUGCACCUUGCUGUUGGAAUCCCCAAGUGCACAAUACCAUGGGAACAUGAGAGGCAGAGCAAAGUUCUGCUUAAGACUGAAGAUCUGUCUCUCUCUCUGACAGAUUUCUUGACAAUGAACUACAUUUUCUAAUCCUUUCAUCUGCUCCACAUCUUGUAGUGGAGGUUAUGAUUUGGCUCCAGGUACUUGCAUUGACAAGCUGUGUUUGGGCUCUGACUUGCUGCGCAGACACUAUGUAUAAUAUAGAGAAAGAUGGAGGGUUUUCUGUAGCUCUCACAAAGCUGAAAUUGCAUCCAUAAUUUUAGUAGGAAAUGUUAAACUUUCCAAAGGAUGUUUGUUGAAGAGAAAUAAAUGCAACUGUAUGGAUUUUUUAAUAGUGAAUGUUGAGCUGUGGAAAAAUACUACUUAAGGUGCACAUGAUCAGUGUGCCUUGGUGCUGUAGAGAACUUGGAGAGCUGAUCCAGUGUUGUCUCUGGCUCUGAGCUGCAAAACGUUCCAAAAGAUGCAGUGAUUGCUCAAGAAACAGUGGAAGUAAAAUACAUGAUAAUAUUGAAAACAAUAACCGAGUCACUUGGAGCUAUUUUAAUAGCUCAUAAAAAGUCUAUUUUGCUGCAGCCUACUUGGUAGUUAUGCAAGUACCAAAACUAUUGUUUAUUAUCUGAGAUGCUGGACUGUUGAACCAUUAUUUGUGCUACUGUGGAAAGAGAUUGCUCGCAGGGGAAGAUUCUCAUAAUGGUUGUGGUGUCAUUUUAGAAUGUGGUUGUCUCCUGUGGGGUCAGGGGAAUUGCCACAUCUUAUUGCAGAACACUUUAUCAAAAAAUAACCUUUAAAAAUGUUUAAGAAAAACUAUCUCCUCUUGUAGAUGAGAAGAAAAAAACUAUUUUAUUCCAGGCAGAAGUAUCUAAAAUGUGUUAUAAAAUAGCUACUUUUAUGUUACCAUAAAAGUUUCUCAUUCUUUCACACGCUGCCUGCUGACUGCUGCAAACUGCACGACUGACUUGCACACGAGUGCUAUUUCAAUGGAGAUGUUUUACUCUGUUCUGUGUUUACCACAGCAGAGUGAUGUACACUGAAUGUAGAUGUGGAACUCUUGCCACCCAUGGGCACAACUUGAAUUUAACUAGUAAGACCAGAACUGGUAGAAUUCCUUUUAGUUCUUUGCAUCUGUCUACCGAACAGAUGCACAGAGAAGCAGGCAGGUUCAAACAAACUGGUCUUCUUUAGAGACAGGAGGAAUAUGACAGGAGGAAAACAUGGGACCAUCUUUCCUUAUAAAGGAUUGCUGAAAAGUGAAGUGUAAGCUGCUGCUUGCUCACAGUGUAAGGCUCUGACCCAGCUGGCUGAAAUCCACAUGGUAUUCCUUAAUUGAUUUCAUUGCUUUUGGAUCAUCUCAUGUGUUAGAAGAUUCUACACAAAUGUGGAGAGUAAAUAUGGUUUAAAUACUAGUCCUUAUAUCAAUAUAACUUUACAUAUGAGUUGCAAUGGUUACUUCUUAAUUCCUUUAGAAUCUUGAAGUAGAAGUUUCCCAAAUAUUGUCUAUACAGUAAGAACUGACGGCUUUUUGGCUUUUGUAUUAACAAAAUAUCAUGUAAACUAUCUUACUUUUAUCUUUCAUUUGUGAAAAGCAUGCCCAAACCAUGCAUGCAAAGUAUGCAACAAAUGGAAGUAAGAAAACCAGCUACCAAAACUGGAAUGCGAAGAGUGAUUGCCCUGGCUGAAGGGCAGACUUUUCACAGAUAUUUGAUUGCAUACAUGGGACAAACUUCAUUUGAGAUGAAUAGAGAGUACAUAAAAUGUAUGCUUUCCCUCCCCCAUCCCUCUUGUUUAUCUGAUUUUGUAGAAGAAGAAUUUUUAAUUAACUCCACAGAACUGCAAUAAACUACAGGAACUGUAAACUUAAUAUCCAGAAACACUACAAAUAGAAAAAUUGCUACAUAGCUCUAAGGUUAUGUUAUUCUUCUUUUGUGUCUAUAAACACAUCUGUUCAAAGCUACAUGCAAACUUCUUUACUUUUCUUCUCUGCACAGCUGAAGUGCAUAAGGAGAUACUUUUCCUGGAAAAAAAAAAAAAAGAAGCGAUGCCUACUUUAAGGAAUUUGAGACUUAGAUGUUUAGAUAGUGAGGAGUGCUGCCCUCACUCUCCAAACAUCUCUAAAAAUAGUACUUGUUUAACUACUUAUAUUUACUUCUUUACAAGUUGAGAGAGACUAUCUGAUGUGAUAUUCUGUGUAUAUACUUGUAUGUAUAUACAUACUUGUGUACUUGUCCUUCUGCUGAGCAGAUGUUGAUGUUGCAAAGAUUAGGUUUUUAUGGGAAGGCAGAUCAGUGAAGCAGAGUUUGGGGGUUUCAUUCUGUAGUAUGUAAUACCUUCAAGUGCUAGCAGCAUGCCUGCAGUGAGAUGACAUAACCCUCCUGAUCUGCUUCUCCUGUUGUGCUUGCCUGUUCACAUCCAUGGUUUAAAGUGCUUGAUGCUCACGGACCACCUACUUGAUGUGAACUGAAUUCUGUUUACCUUAUGCACAAAGAAAGGCAGUUGAUGAAUUCUAGCUUAUUAAUUUAUCCCCAUGUUAUUCUUGAAAUGAAACAAGAUCUUUUCCUUUUCCUCCCCAUCCUCUUAGUUUCUCUCCUUAUUUUACUGUAGCAGAUAAAUUUGGUUCAAGUUUUAGAAGCAAGAGCUUUUAUGAGGUCACAUUGUCCAUUUCUUAGAGGGCAGGGAGAGGAGGUAUUUAUUUAGCUGCUGCACAAGUGCAUGUUGGAGGGUUCAUUGGCAGGGCUCAGCCCUGAGCUGCAUGGAGUCCAGCUCUGGACUGGAGUCUGCCUUUAGAGCAAGUUUCGUGCCUUCAUCUCAUCCAUGUGCUGUACAUGGGUCGAGGGCAGGCUGGAGUUACACAGGGCUCUACACAGCAAGAUGAAAAGAGUAGUAGAUCUGGAGGGACUGUGUCACCAAACAUUGCCAGGGCACCUCAGCUAUUCCAUGUCAUCCCAGGGAAAAGAUUCUUCCUGCUAUGUAAUGUGUUAUUUGCGUGAGGUACUUUUAAGAAGACAGUACAGUCUUCUUUAUGACAGCCCACUUUGCACCUCUGUGCAAAGCUGAAGAAAGAGAAAAGGCAGGAUUUUAACAACUCACCACAGCCUAACCUUUCUUAAGAGCCCCAGCUGAAGUAAAAAGAAGUCUGUUUUGUACAAAAAGUGUUUGUCACUUGUGCUUAAUCGGACUCCAUUGGAUUGUUGCAUGUUAGGCAGUUAAAGAUUAUAUGUUCCUGAUAUAAAAUGCUGGAUGUAUGGCCUGAAUCUCUGGCAUAGAAAAUGUGUUCACGUGUGUUAGGACUUCUAGUUACUGUGCUGGUACAAUUUCCAAGAACAAACGUAGGAAUCUCUGGUUUAAGAAUCUUUAUCCAGGGGUGGGUGAGGGAAUGGUGUUCAUGAGUUAUGUGGAAUGUCUUGAUAUCUGGGCCCAAAACUACUCCCUUUUUCUAAGAAGAACAGCGUAAGAUCUCGUUCACAUUAUGUUCAAAGGGUUUUGGCUAUAAAUACAACUUUUCAGAAUAGAAGUGUGUUACACAGCAUCUGGAUAGUCCUGGCUAUGACCAUUUAUGUAAAAAGAUGACUUGUGCAUAUCCUUCCUGAACUGCUGCUAUAGACAUAUGCCUCAUCCUUAAAAACCUUUCUUUUUAGAAUGUGAAGUUAAACACGCAUCCUUUUUCCACUGUCGUGUCUCUUUCUCUCUUUAAUAACCUAAUAAUUCAGACAGUACACAGUGUUCGAAUGUACUUUUAUUCUUUUCAGCAUAGAAUGGAAAGCAUGACUGUACAAGGGUUCACACCCUCCAGUGAGAGUGAAAGAUGAUGCAGACCUAUUAAUGCUCGAGAGGUACAGGGGAGGGGGCAACCACAGUGUUUUGUUUUGUGCUGUUCCUUGUGUGCUGAAAGUGUUUUGGGGACAGACCAAUGUUUUGACAUAAGGUUUGCCUGCAGAUCAGUAUGCAGGUUGCUUACGAUCCAGCUGUUUUCAUGAAUCAGAGGAAAAACAUCUAGGCAUGUCCACUGCAUAGGGAAGCAAGCCCAUAGUUGAGCACUUACAUCACCCAUAAGCCUUUUAUUUAUCUUUUGUAAACAACUCUCUUCUGCUUCAAAUUAAUAUCCUGAUUGAAUUGCUGAUAUAAGUGUUAAACUAUUUAACGUCAAGUUGUCAGCAGAUAGCAUGACAAAAAGUGGUGAUAGGAGCACUCUUAGCAAUGGCUUGCAUUCGAGAAUCUCAUCAGAGUCUUAUCACACAGCCUGUAUCUCUGGGUAUUGGUCUCCAGGUCAGACAUUCAGCGUGUGUUUGGGUAUGGGUACUAAAUCUUUUCUCAGUGGCAGUUGUUUUCAGAUAACUUUAAGUUCUACCAAGAAUCAAUAAAUCAGAAAAGUGGGUAAAGUUGGAGAUAAAAACUGUCUGGAAACAGCCUCUGUUCCAAAAUGGAAAUGAAAGUUUUGUUGGGCUGCAUGUGUGUGUCUGAUACAGGUUCAGCGGUGUGCACUGAGAUGCAGGGGCAAGAAAUUAUGAGUACAAAUUGAGUAAUAAAUAUUUGAUUCCUGCAUUCCUGGAAAUACUGCUGGAGUAUGCCAAGCUGCUUUUACCCUUGCCAAGGGAGAGCACAGCUACGUGCCUUAUUUCACACUUAAUCUCCUGUCUUCUCAGAUGUAGUUGUUGUCUGCCUUCAUCUCCUCUGGGUUAAACCCUGUUCUGUUGGGAAUAAGAGAAUAGAGUUUUGGGCCUAAUUCAGCAAAACACAUAAAUAUGUUUAACACUGUGUGUAUUCUGAAGUGUUUUGCCAGGUGAAAAAGCGUCUGACUUUCCUUCCAAGGCAGGGAAACAGUCAGUUCUUCAGUGCACUUGUCUUCACCUGCAGCCUCCUAUUUCUUUUGCACUGGAUCACAGCUUUCCUGUGCAUAACUUGGUAUUGCUGUUGAUUGGGUGAUAGUCAUUGUGGCCAUGAACUUGUGUGCUAGCACUCUGAGACAAUUAUAUUCAAGUCAUAGAGAGAAAAGUAGUACUUUUCUAGAGUACACUACACCUAAUCAACUGCAUAGGGAUAGUUUCAUUGAAUAAAUUAUAUUGCUGUAGAUUUCAUGCUUCUGCAAAUGAGAAAAGAAGCAGGCCCAGAAGAUUUAUUGAAGAUGACGACUUACGGGUAGAAGUGCACUGCUUCUAUGGAAAGGAGAAAAAAGCACAAAAUGAUAAGUGUAAAAAAUGAAAACUCUAGAACAGUAUUUUGGCUCAAAAUCAAUGGUCCUCUGACAUGUGUUGGCAAGAACAGCACUGAGGUGACAAGGAAUCCAGAGUAAAUCAAGCAAGCAGCAUGAGCUCCCCACUAUCAAUCAGAAUGCAGGCCUUUUUCAUUUCAUGACCAAGCACUUGCAUCACUAUUCAAAGGGCUUAUUCUUGUGUCAUAUAUGUUGCCUUAAGCAAAUUAGCGCAGGGAACCCACAUGGGAGGAAAAAGAAAAAAAGAAAACCCAUAGUUUUGUCAGAAGCUUUUGCCAAAGUCAAUAUUUGUGGAGUCAUAACGACCUGGGAGGAGCCCAUGCUGUUUCAGUACCACAAGCAGUGCCAUUGCUUCCACUGCGUUUUUUAGAGUUUUCGCACCUCUGAAUCAGCAAAUAACUGCACAAAGGCAGUUCAUGUGCCAGAGACUUGUCCAGACCAUGUGUCUCACAUUCACUGCCCAGAUGGGUCAAAGCUCAUGCUGGAGAGCAGUUUCCUUGGUGUCAUCGUGGUGCUCCCAAACAAGCCAGAAGGUUCAGUUGCAGAGCUCCAGUGCAGAGAGGAGUGUGCAAGUCUGUGAUAAGUGAGGAGGAGCAAAGCAAGGGCUAGGUUCUGCCAGCGCCACUUCCAUGGCACUUUCUAAGAUGAUUAUCAUGGCUGCAGAGCUUUGCUAGAAGCUUCUAGCUGCACGACGCCUGUUGUGGCGAGCACUACUAUACGGUUGUGCUACAAAUACAUGUAUUUAUAAUUUCCCACCAAUAGAUCCCUGGUUUAGGAGCAUCUUGAGUGAGCUGGGGGUUUACAACCAUUCUUCUACUCAGCAUUUCAUUGACCUCUGCUUCUCGCUGAUCAUAGAGGAUGGUAUGAAUCUUAUUCUGAGGUCUUCAUAACUCUCAGUUUGUAUACAGAGGAGCAGAGAUAUCUUAGACAUAGACUGGUGGUGAAUGGUCAUCUGCAGUUUCUAACAUGAAAGAUGCCAAAGUCCAUGAUUAUUUCUAAGGUCCAAGACCUGAAUUCUAACAACUUCCCCUUGUCACUAUCAGACAUGGGUCUGUGGGCGCUGCUGCCAGCACAGUGGCUUGCUUCCUGGCUGCUUUGUUUCUGAACAGUGCUCCUUUUCUCCUCUUACUACAGGAUAUCCAGUUGGUUGUGAGUGGGUUUCUCACUCAGCUCCAGCACUGUGGCCCAGACCUCCAGUUACGUCUGUAGCCCUACGGCUUUGCAUAGCUGUUCUCAGAGGAGGGUAGGUUUUAAAAGCAGUACAGAUUCCCUAGCUCUCAAAGCGGAUAGGCUCAGCUGGAGAACACUGCCAUGAUGGCACACAGGCUGCACCCAACAUUGUGCCAAGUCACUCUCCAUUUGUAAAUACUAGAAUGUGCUGUAGUUAGAAAUACAGCAAAAGAAAAGUCUAAAUUGUAUGGCUGAGAAACAACAAAGGAAAACAAAUGUAAACCAGAAAACAGCGCACGCAAAGCCAUCCGUGCUGUAGGUCUGUGGUCUUGCUAUUGCACAGUAAAGAAAAUAAAUACCAACAAGAACAGCCGCUCAGUUGUACGAUUCUCAUGUUUUCUAAAAGCAUGUUGUUGCUUCACCCAAACCUGUAUAUCCUGACUGCAUUUCCUUCUGUGAACGCUUACAUGGGAAACGUGUAGAUACGUUAUUUGACAUACACACUGUAGUAUUAGCUCGAAGGGAAUAAAGAUGGUCAUUAGCAAAAGGCAGUGAUUAAGAAAAAAAUAGCAAGUCCACCUAAAGAGAACUGUAUUGGGGCAUUUAUGGGUAGCACAGCAGUAAGAGCAGAGCUUGUGGUCCCUGCACCCAUACACAGCCACACAUGGAGAAGGCCUCCAGAGAGACUGCAGGGAGGCACCUGGUGCUGGGCAGGAAGCAGGAAGUCCUUUCUGUUAGUCAAGGAAUUUAGCUUGCUCUGCUGUGCUCCUGCGGAGCUUUGUUGAGGAGUUGGUGCUACCUCGGCCCAGUGACUGCAGGUCCCAGGGAAACGCUGCUCCUGGCAUCCCCCUCACCAGUGAAGUAAACGUCAUGUAUUGAGUUCUGCUGUUCAAAGGGAAUUUGAUCUAGGAGUGAAGAGAAAACUUGUAAAACCUCACUGCCUUUCUCCCAGGCCACCAGAUGCAGCUGGCCAAGGAAAUAACUCGUAGGCAGUGAAGUCCUCCAGCUUUAGAGUGAAAAUACCCUGAUACUCAUUGCAUCCCAGACCUUUGCAGCUUGCUGGGAUUUGUUUGACCCGCAUUGUGCUUUACUACGGUGAAGAAUAUUUUUCGCUUCAAGACACUUUGCAUUGAAGGAUCAUGGUAGACAGUUUAAUAGUUUCUUUGAGACUUCUCAGUUCACUAGCAGUGCUGGGAUUUCAGUUUGUCAUCCCACAGCCUUCAAUUGAACACAGAAAGGUUCCCCAGAGGAUAGAAGAGCAAAGAGAUGCAUCUGAAGAUAGCGGCGCGGGAAUCCCAGGCAUGUGGGGCAGCUGGGGCCCCUGGUCUGCCUGCUCCAGGAGCUGCAGCGGUGGUGUGAUGGAGCAAACGAGGCCGUGCCUCCCGGCGUACUACCGCGAAAGGGGCUACCAGAGGCCGGGGCGGCAAUACGCGGCCUCGGAGAGAACUCUUGCUCACCAGAACUCCCGGCACCAGGACUCACUGACUGCUUACCCAGGCCACAUCAUUUCUGCCAUCCGUACGUCUGUGCCGCUUCACAGGAAUGAAGAGCAGCUCCGGGCCGGCCUGCGGGCUUCUGCUCCUUCCGAAGGCCAUAACAACAGCCACAUGAGCCGAGGAGCUCCCAGAGGCAGCCGGCACUCUCAGUCCCAGAGGCAUCACCCCAAGCCAGAAAAGAGAAGCAGAAACAGAAAUCCUAUUGGUCCAGGAAAGUAUGGAUAUGGAAAAGUGCCAUACAUUUUACCUUUACAAACUGAUACUGGUCAGCAGCCUCAGAAACUUCGAAGGCAGCGACAGUCAUCAAGGAACAAUGUAUUUCAUCAGAGUCCAAGUCUCAUGAACGCUUACAGCCAGCCAGCCAGCGCUUCUCUCCAACAUGGGAACCUUUAUCAAGAAGAAAGCGGGCCGCAGGCUGGUCACCAGGUCCUUGGACCCUCAGUUUAUCAGUCACCUUCAUUUCCUGCAUCUCAGAACUUGUUUCACAGCAGUGACUCAACCCUUCAUGGAUCUGCAUCACACCCAAUGGUCCAGGGUCAGCCCCAGCCUCAAAGGUCUGCAGCUAUUGUAUGUGUUGGCACCUACAAGCAAUAUAAACUCUGCAACACAAACAUGUGUCCUGAAAGCAGCAGAAGUAUUAGAGAAGUGCAGUGUGCAUCAUACAAUAACAAGCCAUUUAUGGGUCGAUUUUAUGAAUGGGAACCUUUUGCAGAAGUGAAGGGAAGUCAGAAGUGUGAGCUGAAUUGCCGUGCUAUAGGCUACCGAUUCUAUGUCAGACAAGCUGAAAAGGUGAUAGAUGGGACACCGUGUGACCAAAACGGAACUUCAAUCUGUGUGGCAGGGCAGUGCAAGAGCAUUGGCUGUGACGACUAUCUGGGUUCAGACAAGGUGAUUGACAAGUGUGGAAUAUGUGGAGGGGACAACACUGCUUGCAAGGUUGUUUCUGGAGUUUUCAAACACACCCUAACAAAUCUCGGCUAUCACAAGAUAGUGGAAAUUCCUGAAGGAGCUACUAAAAUUAACAUUACUGAGAUGUCAAAGAGCAACAACUAUUUGGCCUUGCGGAGUCGAUCAGGGCGGUCCAUCAUCAAUGGAAACUGGGCAAUUGAUCGGCCUGGAAGAUAUGAAGGUGGUGGGACAAUGUUCACUUACAAACGCCCAAAUGAAAUCUCCAGCACUGCAGGAGAGUCCUUUUUAGCGGAUGGUCCAACAAAUGAAGUCCUUGAUGUCUAUAUGAUACAUCAGCAGCCUAACCCAGGUAUACAUUAUGAGUAUAUCAUUCCAGGAGACAAUGUCAUCAGUCCUCAGUUGCUUGCUCACAGGAGGCCAGGGGAGCCCUUGAAUGGUCAGUUAGAAAUGCCUGAAAGUACAAAUCACAAUGAGGACGAUUUGCAUAGGGAGACAGACACUCUCACUGGGCAGUCAGUUGGAACGUUUCCAGUUAUUCCGCCAGGAAGAUUUCCUUCUCAUCAGCCAGAAAACCAGGUGCCUGCUGUGCAGCUAUCAAGACAAAACCGAGAAUACAACUGGAAACAGAUCGGAAAAACUGAGUGUACCACUACAUGUGGGAAAGGGUCCCAGUACCCAGUUUUCCACUGUGUCAACAGAGUCACACAUGAGGAAGUUCCUGAGAAUUACUGUGACAGCAGCACCAAACCUAUUCCAGAAGAGGAGGCCUGCAACAUCUUCCCAUGUCCAGCUUUCUGGGACAUAGGGGAAUGGUCUGAGUGCAGCAAAACGUGCGGCCUUGGUAUGCAGCAUCGACAGAUCUUAUGUAGGCAAAUAUAUGCCAACCGCACCUUGACAGUGCAGCAAUACCGCUGUCAUCACCUGGAGAAACCAGAGACCACCAGCACUUGCCAGCUGAAGAUCUGCAGUGAAUGGCAGAUUAGAACAGAGUGGACUUCAUGUUCAGUACCUUGUGGAGUGGGGCAGAGGACUCGAGAUGUGAAAUGUGUCAGCAACCUUGGAGACGUUGUUGAUGAUGAGGAAUGUAACAUGAAGCUGCGGCCAAAUGAUAUUGAGAACUGUGACAUGGGACCUUGUGCUAAGAGCUGGUUUCUUACAGAAUGGAGCGACAGGUGUUCUGCAGAAUGCGGUGAUGGGAUCCGCACACGCUCAGUGGUUUGUAUGACCAAUCAUGUCAGCAGUUUGCCUCUGGAAGGCUGUGGCAAUAACAGACCCUCUGAAACAACUCCCUGUAAUAAUGGGCCCUGUGCUGGUAAAGUGGAGUGGUUUGCUGGGAGCUGGUCACAGUGCUCUACUGAAUGUGGUGGUGGAACUCAACAGAGGGAAGUCAUUUGUGUCAGGAAAACUGAAGGCAACUUUGAUGUUUUGAACCCCUAUGAAUGCUCAUAUGUGGAAAGACCUCCCAGCCAGCAAUCCUGCUACCUCAAACCCUGUGGAUCUAAAUGGUUUCAUACAGAAUGGAGCACAUGUUCCAAGUCCUGUGAAGGAGGAUUUAGAGUUCGAGAGGUACGAUGUCUAUCAGAUGACAUGACAACCAGUACUCACUGUGAUCCACAACUUAAACCUGAAGAAAAAGAGCCAUGUAACACACACGACUGUAUCCCUGAAAUAGAUGAGAACUGCAAAGAUAAAUACUACAAUUGCAAUGUGGUGGUUCAGGCCCGGCUUUGUGUCUACACCUAUUACAAAACAGCCUGUUGUGCAUCCUGUACGCGUGUGGCAAAUAGACAAUCUGGGCUUCUAGGACACAGAUAACAAAUGCUCUUCUACUCAAAGCAGCAAUGUCAGUCUUCACAUGAAGCUUGAACAGUGUUACUGUUCUGACUAGAGCAGGUUUUAGCUUCUUAAAGAGAUGGUUUUUAUACUGCUGAGUACGUCAAGACACCACAUCCUUUCAGUUACAUUUAUUGUGCAGUUGUAUCUUUCUAAAAAUGUUUGUUGUAAAACCAUGAUCUUUUUAAAGCAUUAAUGUGUAUUGAUAAUAUUCUUUGCACCUCCUCGUUGAAUAAUUAUUUAAAGAACAUACCAGCCUUACAAUUAUGAAAUUAAUGUUUAAAAAAGAAUCAGAGCUAGGGAAUUACUGCAGAUGUUUAACCAGUAUGGGUGCCACUGCUAUGUUAUUUUCUGAGUGCUUACUCUUACUUGAGUGUUUUGAACUGCCUUAAAGUAGUAGAUGAAAUCAGUGAAACAUGCACAUGAGAAGAAUUAUUUUACCAAGAACCCACCCCUUGGAGACCCAUUCAUGUUCAGUUUUUUAGCACUCAAAUGUAUAUUUUUAAUUACUUCAGUCCAUUCAUAAUAGUAAUGGUUAUACUCUUUCACUUAUACUUUUAGCUAACUUCCUGUCCUCAGGCAGCAAAUAUAUACACAUUUGACUGCCAAAAAGUGCCUUUAUAUUUAAUUCAUAAACCCUUAGAGUUACACUUUUCUAAUUUUGUAUAGAUUUUAAAAUGUUACCUACCAGAGUGCCUCUAGCCCAUUAAGUCUUUAACAGCUGCAGCCAUCAAUGAGAUUUACCAGAAGGGCGAGGAGCCUUUGCUGGUGUUUAAAAAAAAAAAAAGUAUUUCCAUUGGCAAGGUCUCUUUCCUGCAGGGCAGUUUUUCAGUGAACUGAUACCUUGCCUAAUGACUUGCCUCUGCACUAUUGCUUAACUAGGACCAUGCAAAAAUACCACGUCUAGAUGUUGUCUGCAUAUCAGAGCCUUCUGAAGCAACCACCAACAGAUGCACACGUCUGUGCUUUAUAGUAGUCUGUUGCUCUUUGUAUCCUUAUGCUCUAUAAGUGUGGUAGCUGAGUGUUUGUAAUAAGAUGAUCUCAACUAUUGGUGUUUUUCAGGUUUUGAUCAGUUAUUUGUCUUUUUUAGGCAAUGUUUCAUUCAUUAGGUCUGUUCAUACCACUCUAUACUACUCAAGAACAGCUCCGCUUGCGUGCUGAGUGUCUGUCAGUAGAGUUUAAUUUGCAUUGAAGUUGGAAUAAGCAAUAAGACUAUGAUUCAGUGAAUUUAUGUGAUGAUUUUUCAUUUCUGUAAUUACUGUACUCAGCCUUGUGAUUUGGUAAAGGUAAGUAGAAUGUGCUGUGCAAUGCAAAUGAAAAUUUUUGCGUUAUCUGCACAUUCUCUAGCUUUUACCUCUGAAGUCAUUCAAAUGUUUAAAUAAGGCUGAAGGCAGAAAUUAAUAUCUCUGCUCAUUCAACUAGUUAUUGCCUUCAAAAUAGUGAUAUCCAGCGGCACAUCUAUUUUAAGGUGCCUGUGGCCUGAAUUGAAAAGCAGUUUUAAUAAUGUGUUAAGCCUCUCCCAGUGAUGCGAUAGUACAGUGAUUAAGAGGUCCUGCUACUCAUAAAGAGGCAUAUUUGAAGCUCAUUUAGGAUUUGUAUCAGAGCCCAUCCUAGAUGAUCCACCUGUAAAUGUGCAUCUGUUUUUAUUUUCUUUUUACCACUUGGGUAGAUAUGAUGUGGAAGAAAGGGCACUGGGAGGCAAAGGUUACUGCUGUGCUACUAGUCACACCAGUUCGUAUUCUGGAAACUAUGAGCACAGGAAGGAAGGUAGAACUCCUCUACUCUAAAAGCUGCAUUGGACUGAGACAAACCUUAGAUAUUUUGAUUCAGUCACUCAUGAAGAAUGUAUUUCAGCCACAAUGAAGUAUUAAGAAGUGUUUCCCCUGAACUUUGAAGUUAACGUUUGUGAUUAUAAACCAUUAACAUCAUUGGAUGUUUCUGUAUACCAUGUCUUGAACUUUUUCACUAUAAUUGGUGACAUAAAGCCUCUAGAAACAGACAUGCUAAUUAGAAAACCUUUAAUAUGAUCUCACAAAACUUUUGCAGUUCUGUUUCCUUGAAUUAUGAAAAUCUAUCCACGAGGAUAACUUAAAGAUUUGUGAUCAUAUUGUAUAUUCCUUAAAUUCUUGACCAAAGACUGAUAUGGAGAAAGUGCAGUAUAAUAGCUCUGGAAUCCAGUAUUUGUAAGUAUAGGUUUUCAUCUCAGUGUUUCAUUGCAGCAGAUCUUGACAUACAGUAUAUAAUUUUUGCUGUUAUCUCUUUUGUGUCAAGGAAGAUAUCCUGUCAGCUUGAGGAAAAUAUUUGUUCCAUAAACAGAAUUACUGUCAACUGCAGUGAGAAUGAAAUACGUGGAAGUAAUCAGGUUUGCAAACGAUUCAUAGACAAUAACCUGCUUGCACAUACGGUGCAGAAGGCAAGUCAGCAAGCAGACAGGUGAUCCUGGUCUUUCAUAAAAUCUGUUGUUAUGCUCUGGAAUAUAUGACCAUUGGGUUAUUUUACAAGGAUUAUCAUCAUGUAGGCAUCAUUAAGCUGCCACUAAAGUAAACAAUGAAUGGGAGCUAAAUAUCAAAGAAUAUAUAUGUAGUGAUAUAAUCCUGUGUUACUCCUAAGCUGUAGAGCUUUGUGAAUUGAAUGCAGUGAAUUAUGUUUAUACCAAUUAUACAUGAGUUUUGUUUUUUAGUUAAAGAACAGAUUUCAGACGUACCAGUUAAAAAAGAUUGCAUCACUUAAUUGAACAUCUGGUGAUAUGGAAACUGCUAAAAUCUUGCUUAACUUGAUCGUUUAUCAUCUCUUCUCAUGUUUCAGUAAAAUCAAAACACUCGUUCCUGAAAUAUGAACUAUCAAACUCUUCUUUCAUCAGCUUGAUGUAGAACUAAUAUUACCUACACAGAGCAAGUGCUGUGCUAAUAUUCCACUGUCACACAAAGUGCAUUUUCAAAAUUGUGAGUAUAGCAUUUGCUUUAAUGGAGCAGUGUACUGUCUUAGGAUGAUGCCCACAGGGGCCUGAUGAUUUCAUGAUUUUACUGUAAAUGACAGUUGACCUUCAUGGAUGCAGUAAAGUUAGAUCUAGUUUAAAACAAAUAUAAGUAAAAAUUGAUUCAGGCUUUUGUGAUUGUUUAUAUUUCCUUUUAUUGGUAUUUUAAAAUCAAUCAAAAUCCCUCAGGAAAAAAAUUGAAAAAAUGCUUCCUUACCUUCCGGAUUUUUACUUUAUACAAUGCAGGAAGACCAGAGUUAGUGUGAGAAAACUGCGUUAGAUUUUUGAUUAUUAUAGAGUUUAAUCAGUAUAACUGCUUGUAGGGGGAAAAAAAGGCAUACUGCUUUCAUAUCUUCCACACAUGCAGCUGGAUAGAAUCAGCUCCAUGUAGAGCAGGUUCUGUGUCUCAAGCACUCUCUUCCUACAAUGAAGACUGUUUGUGCAGUUGUUUAUUGCUAUCAGGGGUCCAUCGUGGUUUGUUACCUCCUACUCAGUGCCAGGUCUAAGUAUGUGCAGGUGGAAUUGGUUGCAUAUAGCAGUUGUGUGCUACAUUUGACAACACUUGCUAGCAGGGUUGAAUUUAUGGAGUUCUCCCUCUCGCUAGCUGAGAAACUGAAGACAGUGUGUAGUGUGGAAGCGUGAGGUUUGCUCCUGUGGGAAUGACCCUGUGUCUAGCAGUAGAGUCCUGGGAAGUGCAGUGUGAAAGAUGUGGGUGUUUUUGCAAGCCAACUACCCUUAAAGUGUUUUUGCUCUCUGACUUAAUGCAGGACUACCCCAGCAUCCCUGCAUGGGGAACUAGUGUCUUCCUUGUUACAUAAUCUUUUUUCUUCUUUUCCCCACUGCUUGAGUGAAUCAGCAAAUUGAGAACUUUCUGUAUGAAUGAAGCAGUGCUUAACAUCAAUGUUGUUGGUUAGAUCUGACUUUUAUGGUAAUAUGGUGCAGUUCAGAGUUGCUUUUUUCUCUAAAGAAAAAGCAGAAUGUGUUGCAGAACAUGCUGAGUUAAUGACCUGUUAUUGCAAAGAGGGAUUCUAGCUUGUUUGUUCACCUAUACAUGAUAAAAGUGGUCAGUGUAGCCUUGACUCUGGUAAGUACAUGAAAUUUAUAGAACAGAAGACCAUAUGGGGCAGCAAUGUUGGCAGAACUGUGCUGCUUACUUUAUGUAUGUCUGAGUCUCAUGUGGGUUGCUCUGAAAGUAAUGCCUCCUAUUUAUUUCCAUGGAAACUACAACUGAUACAAAGAACAUAUUAAGUAAUUGAUAGAGCAUAUUAUCAGCUACAAAACAGUCUUUUUCAACAUACUAACCACCAUUAGCCAAUUCAUGUGGAUGAGCUGAUGGAGAUGCUCUUUGUUUUGUGAUGUGACAGCUGUGCAUGGCCAUCCAGAAUAUGGCUUGUCUCCAUAAACAUUCAGAAAGUGUCAGUGAAUGUCAGUGACUAUUUUUUCUGCAUGGAGGAAUUCAGUUCCACACUUUUGCUUCAUAUGCACUUCCAUGUCAGAUGACACUUUGUCAGGCUGCCCCUCUGCUGCAGUCUGUGGCACAGCACCAAAAUGUAAUGGAACAUUGAUGGGGACCUUCACCCUUCAUCCUCUGCUGCCAUUCCACCAACAUUCGCCUCUGAUGUCAUGGGCCAAGAUUAUAAACACAGGAGGCAUUACUUUUGGAGCAGUUAUGGUUGAAAGUGUCAGUGGUCAUCACAGAGGGAGGAAGGAGGUAGGGGCUGGAAGCAGCUCAUGGCUAAUAGAACUUCUAAAUAGCUAUGGAGGUUGUGCCUUCUUGAAGGAGUAUCUUGCCUUCACUCUUACUAACCUGUACAUCCAUUAAGUAGUAAAUUGUGCUCUCCGGGGCUUUCUUUUGUGUUUGAAACACAAAACAUGAAAUUCUGAGCACAGAAAUAAACUUCCUAUAUCCCUAACAUGGCAUACAGAACAUGUUUGUGUGAACCAUGUUGUUUAGUAAACGUGGUUACAUUGUAUGUUCUCUAUCUGAAAUGAAAAGUCAACCAAUAAUCAUUUUCAGUUUAUUUAGUAUAUCUUAAAGCAAAGUUGUCAGCAUUAUCUUAAUAGUGUGGGUGAAAUUCGGGCCUGGAGAAAGGAAGAAAACUUAAUUUAAGAACUCACACCAGACUGAACUUGGAUCUUUGCUUAUCAGCUUGUAGCAAUGAGAAGUUAAGAAUGCAACUUUCCAGUCUUCUGUAUCCCAAUUCACUGUAAUGAGUUAUAAAUCAACCUACCAAUAUAUUCAGAGGAGAGCUUAAUUUUGAGGAAUCAGUCACCUUGCAGUGACAGUCUUCCUUACUGCUUGGGCUGUUUCGUCUGUGCUGUGUUGGGAUCUUGUGAGACGUAGUCCUGCAGUGGCGGCGCUGGGUACGUGCAAGCCUGUAAGGCCCACACUUGGGCUCCACGCAGAGGAUUGGGAGGGUGUGAAGCCCUCCUUACCUGCAUGGAUCAGUAAACCUAACACUAUGAGUGACAAAAAAACCAGAACAUUUUUAUAUAUUAAAAAGUUUAUUUCUGCUCGACCCUGAUAAUUGAUUUUGGCAGAAGAAGGAUAUACUUUAUUAUAACUUAUUUUGUUGUUAUUUGUAAAUACAAGAUGUCUAUGGGAGAUUUGUAUUCUGAGCGGUGUGUACGGAACCGGCUGCUGCACCAAAAUGCUUCCAAUAUUUAGAAUAUGCAGAUGUUUAUUAAAAGGGACCUAAUAUGUAUUUAUUUACAUAUACUAUUCACCUUUUGUCCAGCUCUUCCAUUAUACUGACCCAGCUUUUAUGGAAUUUUAUAGCACAAGUAUUACAUAUGUAUUUUUGUAUAUAUGUCAUACUGUAAAUCGAUAAUAUAAUUUUCUAAGCCUUCUGAUUAGCCCAUUCCUGGAGUGAAUUGAAGGGGAGGAUAGGCAGAUCGCUUUCUGACUCGUUCAGGAAUACGUAUCCGUGGCAAUGCCCCUGAACCAGACCUGUACAGCAUCCAUUUCAUACUGUAUACAUUUUCUCUUUGAUGAAAAAGUGUUAACUAUUUUUGUUUAUGACUAAUUUAUUUUUUAUUAUUUGGAAAAAUAAAGUUAAUUCAAGACGAA
This is a messenger RNA of Gallus gallus (chicken), 20706 nucleotides long. It is a transcript of the gene THSD4, whose product is annotated as thrombospondin type 1 domain containing 4. Bases 11564 to 14644 code for a protein of 1026 amino acids. Gene Ontology annotation, biological process: extracellular matrix organization. Lineage: Eukaryota; Metazoa; Chordata; Aves; Galliformes; Phasianidae. The record is from RefSeq and is a predicted model, not a curated record. The transcript is spliced from 21 exons. Gene Ontology annotation, molecular function: metalloendopeptidase activity. Gene Ontology annotation, cellular component: extracellular matrix.